UCCGUGAGAGAAAAAAAAGAGAAGCGGAGCUCUCGGUGUGACAGCUCAGAGCUGUCCACGUCAACACACCGAGAGAGAGAGAGAGAGAGAGAGAGAGAGACCGGCGGCCGCGAUGGACUCCACGUCUCCGGAACCUUCACUCUACACAGUGAAAGCUGUUUUUAUCCUGGACAAUGACGGGAACAGACUUCUGUCAAAGUACUACGACCGAGAGCUCUACCCGUCCAUGAAGGAGCAGAAGAACUUUGAGAGGAACGUUUUCAACAAGACGCACAAAGCAGACAAUGAGAUAGCAUUCGUGGAGGGGAUGACCAUCGUCUACAAGAGCAGCAUCGAUCUCUUCUUCUACGUGGUGGGAAGUUCUCAGGAGAACGAGUUGAUGCUGAUGUCCGUCCUGAACUGCAUCUUCGAGUCGCUCAGUCAGAUCCUCAAGAAAAACGUGGAGCGGAGGUGUUUACUGGACAACAUGGAGGGAGUGUUUCUGGUUGUGGAUGAAAUCAUUGACGGAGGGGUGAUUCUGGAGAGCGACCCCCAGCAGGUCCUACAGAAGGUCAACUACAGAGCGGAUGAAAACCCGUUAUCUGAACAGAGCGUGGCUCAGCACAUAACAGAGAAACUGGCUCUGACCACUAACGUUCUGCAGUCGGCUAAGGAGCAGAUCAAAUGGUCCAUCCUGAAAUGACCCGGAACACGAACAUGUUUUUUUUUAUAGAAAGAGUCAUCACGGGCGGGUUUGUAGAGCUUAUAACGAGGCGGUAACAGGGUUGAAUCUGUGUGAGGUGGCGUUUGUAAUUUAUUUAGUUUGAGAGCGUCGUUACUCCCCGAGUGAAGAAAGAGACACGCUUAGUGCAGAGGGUUAGGGGUUAGAGAGCCGAACGAAAGGAGUCUGAUUAGUGAUCGAUGUUUUAGGUGGAGCAGGAUCUUCUCCUCGCAUUAUCUCAAAGCAGAAAAAAAACAUGCGCUUCAUUUGUUGUUUUUCAAUUAAUCUCAAUUAAUCCAAAUUUCACAUUUAAAAAUAAAACUUGUGAGGCUUUUAUUUUGAAGGUUUGUACUGUGUUAGACCCCGUGUCCUCCUAGCUUAUUUUUUUUCAAUUGUUUUCAACGAGUGGAGAGCGUUCGCAGCAGAAAGCGCCCGCCUGGAGAAAUUUUUUCAGAGUGCUCCGCGUUUUUGUGCAGCCGCUCUGAGCGCUCAAGUUGAAAAUCGUUUUCGUUACUGGUGCUCUUUUCCUAAUUUAUGAUUUUCCCCGUAGUUUUGACGCCUUGUAAUCACAUCCUCCUCGCUCCAUGUCAAAAAGAUCUCAUAUAUCAAACAUGUAGUAAAAAGUAACGGAGCGGUGUCAGCCAUACAGGAAGUGGUCAGGGAUCCCAAAGUGAGGUCAAACAGCUCAAAGGAACGGUAACAAAGGUCAGUGUGAUGUCAUGAGGUCAAUGUGUGAUGUUAUAAGGUGGAUAUUACUUUGG
This is a messenger RNA of Labrus bergylta (ballan wrasse), 1461 nucleotides long. RefSeq names its product COPI coat complex subunit zeta 2 (gene copz2). Gene Ontology annotation, cellular component: COPI vesicle coat. Gene Ontology annotation, biological process: intracellular protein transport; retrograde vesicle-mediated transport, Golgi to endoplasmic reticulum; intra-Golgi vesicle-mediated transport. NCBI's taxonomy places the organism in Eukaryota, Metazoa, Chordata, Actinopteri, Labriformes, Labridae. The record is from RefSeq and is a predicted model, not a curated record.